AUGGUGGAAGCCCUCACUGGCAUUGCCCCUGCUACGAGAGUCUCCUGGCCACCAGAGGCCUCUAUAUCAUUCUCUAUGGUGACAGACCAAACAAUCGAUCACCGAGCAUAUCAUCAAGAUGGCAGGUCUGUCUUUAUAUUUUGAAGAUGGCCAUGAUGAUUUGGAUGACUUUGGGUUUGAUGACUACGGAUCAGAGUGCGACGGGAUUCGGAUCACAGCUUUUCUGGAUGCAGGGCAGGACAAUCUCACCCCCCUGGGGAGACUAGAGAAAUACGCUUUCAGCGAAAAUGUCUUCAACAGGCAGAUCGUGGCACGUGGGUUGCUUGAUGUGCUUCGAGAGUUCAGUGACAAUGAGAAUGACUUUAUCAGUGUCAUGGAGACAGUUGCCCGAAUGUCUGAAGAUGGAGAGCCCACAGUGCGCGCUGAGCUGAUGGAGCAGGUGCCCAACAUCGCAAUGUUCCUACACGAGAGCCAGCCCAACUUCCCAGCAGCCUUCUCCAGAUAUCUGGUGCCCAUCGUGGUUCAUUAUCUCACAGACCCCAAUAACCAGGUGAGGAAGACCAGUCAGGCGGCCCUGUUGGUGCUGUUAGAGCAGGGCCUCAUCUGCAAAGGCGACAUGGAGACCAAGGUGUGUCCUGUUCUACUGGACCUCACCGAGCCCAGCAGCGACGACGACUACAAGAUAGAGGCCGUCGCGAUCAUGUGUAAGCUGGUAACCAUGCUGAGCAAAGAGACCGUGGAGCAGCUGUUGCAGCGUUUCUGUGAGCUGUGCAGCGACGCCAGGCUCUUCCAAGUCCGCAAGGUGUGUGCAGCCAAUUUCGGAGAGUUCUGUUCCAUUGUGGGCCGGGAUGCCACAGAGAAACUACUGAUGUCCAAGUUCUUUGACCUGUGCUCUGACAGCCUGUGGGGCAUCCGGAAGGCAUGCGCCGACUGCUUCAUGAUAGUCUCCAACUCCACCUCCCCUGAGGUGCGACGCACUAAACUGUCCCCCCUUUUCAGUAGCCUCAUCAGUGACCAGUCUCGCUGGGUGCGCCAGGCUGCCUUCCAGUCUUUGGGACGCUUCAUCUCCACCUUUGCCAACCCCUCCAGCACGGGCCUCUACUUCAAAGAGGACGGCACACUGCUGGAGGUCCCCACGUGUCCCUCUGACAGCAAUUCCCCCCUCUGCAUAGAGUCCUCCAACGGCCCCACAGCGAGACCCUCACACACACCCAUUAACCAAGAUGGCCGCUCCACCCCAUCCCUGGAAUCCAUGUCCAGGGGGAACAGCGACAGCGACUCCACACACACUCCUCCCCAAAACCAACACGAAGGCCAGGCGUGCAACAACAACAACCUUCCUCCCACAAAUAAUAAAAACAAGGAGACGGAACAAACAGACCAGAAUUUUAACUCUUUCCUCUACUGGAGGCCUCCGUUAGUGGAUAUCAGCCAGGAGCUGGAGAUGCUGAAGGGCCAGGGUCCUCGGACUCGGACAGAGGGAGAAAAGGAGGAGGAGGUGGUGGUGUCCAGUCUGGAUCCAGCCACCUGCUCUCAGAUCCAGAAGGUGUUGGACUGCCUCCAGCCCCACAUGGACGACCCUGAUGUACAAGCCCAAGUACAGGUGCUCUCAGCCGCCCUAAAGGCUGCCCAGCUGGAGAGCCAGUCUGAGGAGGAGGGUGAGUCAGAGAGCCAGACACCAGAGGGUGGAGAACCAGAUGAGGAGUCCUCCCAGAACAGAGUGACCACAGAGGAGACACAGACACCUGAGCCACCAACCCAGCAGGCCAAGGACCCAGCACCCACAGAGGAACAGAAAGAGGCAGAAGCUGAGACUGAGAAGGAGCCAGAGCCUUUUGAGUCACCCUCCAACUCGCCUGUCCUAGUACGGGAGGACUCGGACCACAGCAGCGUGGAUCCGGAGCUGAUGGAGAGCCUGGAGGGGAAAGAGGACUCUGCUUUCAACCAGGUGUGUGAGGAGAAGUCCAAGGUCCAGAAUGUGAUUCCCCAGCAGCUGCUGGACCAGUAUCUUUCCAUGACGGACCCGGCACAGGCUCAGACGGUGGACACCGAGAUCGCCAAGCACUGUGCGUUCAGCCUACCUGGCGUGGCCCUCACCCUGGGCCGACAGAACUGGCACUGCCUAAAGGACACGUACGAGACCCUCGCCACCGACGUACAGUGGAAAGUGCGCCGGACGCUGGCAUUCUCCAUCCACGAUCUGGCCCUGAUCCUGGGGGACCAGCUGACGGCGGCCGACCUGGUGCCCAUCUUCAACGGCUUCCUUAAGGACCUGGACGAGGUGCGCAUCGGGGUGCUCAAACACCUCUAUGACUUCCUCAAGCUGCUCCAUGCAGAGAACAGGAGAGAGUACCUGUACCAGCUUCAGGAGUUCAUGGUGACGGACAACAGCCGCAACUGGAGGUUCAGAUACCAGCUGGCUGAGCAGCUGAUCUUGAUCAUGGAGUUGUACAGCCACGAUGAUGUGUAUAACUACCUCAGACAAAUAGCACUGACCCUCUGCUCAGACAAAGUGUCAGAGGUCCGGUGGAUCUCUUACCAGCUGGUGGUGGAGAUCUUACAGAAGAUGUAUGCGUGUGGAGCCCACGAGCUGGGCCUGAACUUCAGCAACGAGCUCAUCGUCCGCUUCUGCCACUGUCCAAAAUGGGUGGGCCGCCAGGCCUUUGCCUUCAUCUGCCAGGCCAUCGUGGAGGAGGACUGUAUGCCCAUGGACCAGUUUGCCCAACACCUCCUCCCCAGUCUCCUCAGCCUGUCGUUAGACCCCGUGGCCAACGUCCGCGUGCUGGUGGCCAAAGCACUGCGGCAGAGUGUCAUGGAGAAAGCGUACUUCAAAGAGCCGGGCCGUGCCUACUUAGAAGAGCUGGAGGAGACGGUGAUGACCCUGCAGGCGGACAAGGACCGAGACGUACGCUUCUUUGCCAGCCUGGACCCCGACAUGGUGCUUAUGGACACUUCUGCUUUAAUCUAGAACCUUCCAGCCUGCUCCAACACACAGCCAAUAACUAUCACCAGCAUCAGACCUGACCAGAACACUCGCCUGCAGGAAAUAAAGGCACUGAUACAUAAACAUGCAUAGAAUCAGUCAUGUGCUCUGUCUCUGUCUCUCUCUCACACACACACACGAUCUGAAAACCGCACCUCGCUAAGCUAAAAUAGCCACAGCAAAAUGGCAUCGGAUUCCAGGUGGAAAACAACCCACCAUGCGGCUCGGCUCGGGUCCCGUCAUCGAGUCACCUCAACCAAUCUGCAUCCAGCUGGUUCUCUCAGGUCCUCUGGUUUCAUCACGGUUUCUCUCUCUCUUUUCAUCUUGUCUUCAAUGACCUCCGUAACCACUACUGCUUAGGAGAAGGAACAACCGCACCACAAAAUAUGUUAAUGAAAUCAUGGCAUCUUCCCUCUGUCUGUUUACUAUGUCAAUAAUGUGAUCCAAGUCUCCCAGAGACCAAUGAAAUACCUCUGAUUGGACAUAACUCAGGCCAGUUUCGCCACAGGGGCAGCGCUUUAGAACGUCACAGAUAGAAAUAGAAGUUAUAGACAGACUCACUAGAAUUGUGAUUCAUCUAUAUACAAUGCAUCUGUACAUUCUGUAACGUUGCGCUCCCCUGAAUAAACCUCGGGUGUUAGCGGGACCUCGGGUGUUAGCGGGACCUCGGGUGUUAGCGGGACCUCGGGUGUUAGCGGGACCUCGGGUGUUAGCGGGACCUCGGGUGUUAGCGGGACCUCGGGUGUCAGCGGGACCUCGGGUGUCAGCGGGUCCUCGGGUGUCAGCGGGUCCUCGGGUGUCAGCGGGUCCUCGGGUGUCAGCGGGACCUCGGGUGUCAGCGGGACCUCGGGUGUCAGCGGGACCUCGGGUGUCAGCGGGACAGUCAAUUUUGCAUCCCAAAUGGCAGCCUAUUCCCUUUAUAGUGUUACUACUUUUGACCAGGGCCCAUCGGGCAAUGGUCAAAAAAGUGCACUGUAUAGGGAACAGGGUGCCAUAUUGGAUGCAGCCCUUCAAUUGUGUUUUGGGCUUAUUUGGGGUGUUCACGACUCAAGGGCUUAUGAUAUAGUAACAGAGUUUGUUGUAAAACCUGUAGAAAGAAGAAGCAGAAAAAGAGAUUGAUAGUUUGGUAAAGACCUGUGAAGCACUCCCCCCUUAUCCACCGUGUAGUCCGUCAUUGUAAAUAAGAAUUUGUUCUUAACUGACUUGCCUAGUUAAAUAAAGUUAAAUUAAUUUAAAAAUGUAAAUCCACUUCAACAUUGUGGAUUCUAAUCCCAUUUUGGCUUUUCAGUCAGACCACUGCACUGACCACAAUCAAUUGUACAGUAUAGGAAUGGUUGUGUGGCCUGGGUUUGUGUUCCAAGAUGCUCUGACUAGUAAAUCUCAUUAGUAGUGAAAUGAGUAUGUUGGAGAAUAAAUAACUUUCAUUGUAUAGCUUAACCUGUAUAGCCAGGGGAUCCAAGGCCAGUUUUAGGGUUUUCUGUAGAGACAUGAAUGUGGAUAUAAUGAGAGCUGUCACUUUUGUAGUCUUUCUCUUUUUUUCUCACCUGUUCACAUGGCAACCCAUUUUUGACCAUAAAUAAACACGACUUGAGAUCCUAAACUGAUUGUGGUGGGGCGUGCAUCUCAAGUCUGUCUUCCAUCUUAUGGAAAUGUUCACUGCUGUAGACUACCUAACGCAUCACAUCUAUCAGCAAUUUUCCCCAUCUUGUUUUUCUUUAUGGUAGGACUGUUAAUAUAUAUAUGCAUUUUAUGAAAUGUAUUUUUCUUUUCAAAUAUGUACCAUUGUUCAAAUAUUUUAUAUCCGAACUUUGCAUUUCACAACCUUUGUAACAUUCAAUAAUUUCUUUAAAAUAUUUUUUAUGUAAUGUUAUUUUUAGCAUUCUGUAAUUAAAUUAAUAAUAUAAAUCAGAAAAAUCAA
Messenger RNA from Oncorhynchus gorbuscha (pink salmon), 4901 nucleotides. RefSeq names its product serine/threonine-protein phosphatase 4 regulatory subunit 1-like. The coding region runs from base 119 to 2968 and encodes 949 amino acids. NCBI's taxonomy places the organism in Eukaryota, Metazoa, Chordata, Actinopteri, Salmoniformes, Salmonidae. Gene Ontology annotation, biological process: protein dephosphorylation. The record is from RefSeq and is a predicted model, not a curated record. The transcript has 20 exons. Gene Ontology annotation, molecular function: protein phosphatase regulator activity.